AAGAAAAAGAAUAAGAAAAAGAAAUCAUACGACGACAAAGGAGAAGAAGGGGAAUCGAAGUAUCGUUCGGCGGGACACAUGACUUAAUCGGAUCAGUUCAGUUUCAACGUCUUAAGCGAGAAGGGAGCAUUGGUUUUAUUAUCGUCAGUAACAUGGAUUCAGCUUGGUUAAGAUAUCAAUUUACACAAGAAUCAUCGGUCAUAUCAGCAUACAAUGGUAAUAAUCCAUUUCCAAGAAGACCAUGGCUUCAAAACGGUCCGGUUGCGGCUGCUGUCGGUGAAACUAGUAUCGGCCUCAAAGGAAUCAUAGCUGGUGGUAUUACUGGUGGUAUAGAAAUUUGUGUCACAUAUCCGACUGAAUAUGUAAAAACACAGCUACAAUUGGAUGGUAAAAGCGGAGCUAGUAAACAAUACACAGGAAUAUGGGAUUGUGUAACAAAAACUGUAAAGACUCGUGGAUUCUUUGGAUUAUAUAGGGGUCUAUCUGUCCUUCUUUAUGGAUCUAUUCCAAAGUCAGCAGUACGUUUUGGUGCUUUUGAGUCAAUAAAGAAAAGAUUGGUUGAUGAUGAUAAAAAACUGAGUGCUCAAAGAAAACUUUUGUCAGGACUUUGCGCUGGUGUAUGUGAAGCUAUUCUUGUAGUGACUCCUAUGGAAACUGUCAAAGUAAAAUUUAUUAAUGAUCAAAGAUCGCCAAAUCCAAAAUAUAAAGGAUUUUUUCAUGGUAUAACAUUGAUAGUUAGAGAAUAUGGAUUUAAAGGAGUAUACCAAGGUGUUGUGCCUACUAUUUUGAAACAAGGUUCUAAUCAAGCAAUUCGAUUUUUUGUAAUGGAAACAUUAAAAGACUGGUACAAAGGUGGUGAUGAUAAUAAAAAUGUUCCUAAAGUUAUUGUUGGUGUCUUUGGUGCAUGUGCUGGAGCAGCUUCAGUUUUUGGAAACACUCCUAUUGAUGUUGUAAAAACUAGAAUGCAAGGUUUGGAGGCAUCAAAGUAUAAAAGCAGUAUAGACUGUGUUAUCCAAGUUUGGAAAAAAGAAGGUCCAUUUGCUUUUUAUAAAGGCACUAUUCCAAGAUUAGGCAGAGUAUGUUUGGAUGUUGCUAUAACAUUCAUGAUUUAUGAUUCAUUUAUGGAUCUGUUUAAAAAGCUUUGGCCAUGAGAAAACUUAUAUUUAUAGAAUUUUUAUUUCUUUAUAUUAUUGUCAGUGAUAUUUCAUGUGAACCUCAUGAGCAUGUUUGCGUAAUACGUUCGUAUAGUAAUCAUUGAAUUUUCUUUUUUUACAGUAUAUUAAUUAUUGUACAGAGAUAUAUAGUUAUUUCGAUAUAUUUGUUUCAAUUAUAUUUUAGUAGAAGAAUUUAAAAAAAUCAAAAUAUCUACUGAAUUUACUGCACAAAAUACAUUUUAUAUAUAUAUAUGUAUAUAUGUGUGAAUGUAUAUAUAUAUAUUGUGUGUAUAUAUAUAUAUAUAUUUAUAUAUAUAAACCAAACAUAUAUUAUAGCACAAAGUUAUAUUAAUUUAAAGAAGAUAUAUAUUUUGCAUUUGAUAUGCGCUUUAUAUUUGAGAUAUAUUAGAAAAAAUAUUAUACAUUGAUAAUUUAAAUAAUACAUAAACAUUCCAUGAUAUUAAUACACAUGUAUUUACGUGCGUAUGCGUCUGAGUAUAUUGUAAAAAUGUCUGUGCCAGAAAAAAUGAUAUGUAUGUUUAAAUAGAGAAUUUGUAUACAUUAAAAAUUAAUUUUAUAAGUAUGUGCACAGUUUUAUACUUAGAGAAAAUGUUUCAAGAUGUAUUAAAUAAUGUAUAUAUAAUCCAAAGGCAGUUUUACAAAAAACGUAGACUUCAACGAAAUAAAAGAGACUAUAAGUUUGCGUAAAUGACGCAAAUGUAUUUAAUAAAACUUCAGGUAUUGAUAUUUCACAAUUGACAUUUUAAUUGUAAUAUAUUACAAUUAUUAAUUAAAAUAAUAAUGUCUUAUUAUAUACGAGUUAUAUUGUUUAACAAAUAUAAUCGCAUAUGCCACAUGAGA
Molecule: messenger RNA, 2015 nt
Organism: Vespula vulgaris
Lineage: Eukaryota; Metazoa; Arthropoda; Insecta; Hymenoptera; Vespidae
Gene: sea
Product: putative tricarboxylate transport protein, mitochondrial
Exons: 4
Coding region: 153-1151 (332 amino acids)
Biological process (GO): mitochondrial citrate transmembrane transport
Source: RefSeq, a predicted model, not a curated record